Molecule: messenger RNA, 1311 nt
Organism: Pungitius pungitius (ninespine stickleback)
Lineage: Eukaryota; Metazoa; Chordata; Actinopteri; Perciformes; Gasterosteidae
Product: claudin-34-like
Exons: 2
Coding region: 403-1080 (225 amino acids)
Biological process (GO): bicellular tight junction assembly; cell adhesion
Cellular component (GO): plasma membrane; bicellular tight junction
Molecular function (GO): structural molecule activity
Source: RefSeq, a predicted model, not a curated record
UUUAUUUAAUUUUUCAAAUAUAUAGAUAUUUUUCUGUUUUUCCUGCCAUUUCCAAAUAAGUAGCUGUAAACCAAAGGCUAUUUUAAACUGUCCAAUGACGAGCCUGUGUACAAUCACUAGUUGAUUUGUAAUCAGUGCCAUAAAAAGAGGUGAAACAAUCGUUCUGUCAAUGAUUGCACGGCGCCAGGAGGCUGCAGGUGGGUUCUUGGUUUCAUUCUGCUUCUGGUCCGGCUGGGGGAAGACGCUCGAGAGGACAUCAGCAUCAGGAGCGGCAGGUGACCCCGGUGACCCAGAGAGAGGCCGCUAUGACCCGUGGGGAACGCGCCACCCGGCUUUGACGUCUGCUUGAGGAGGAGGAGGAGGAGGAAGAGUUCCCUGCUCACCUGCGGGUCUGCGGGGGCUAUGACCCCCCUGGCUCACACCGCCGGCGCCCAGCUGGGCGCCCUGGCGAUGAGCUGCGUGGGCUGGACGCUCGGCGCCGUGGCGAUGGGCCUCGUCCAGUGGCGGGUCUGGCUGGUUUCUGGCAGCGAGGCCGUCCGGUCCGGGCGGGCCUGGGUGGGCCUGUGGCGCGCCUGCUUCGACAGCCACACCCAGGCGACCCCCGGCUCCGGGGUCAUGCACUGCGCCUACAUGGGCCUGACGGAGGCCUUCACGCCGCCCGAGGUGGCGGCGGGUCAGGUGCUCAUGCUCCUGUCCCUGGUGACGGGGCUGGCGGGGAACGCCGGCGCCGUGUUCUCCGUGAGGAACCUUCACUUCGGGACGGAGAAGAGCGCCAGCGUGCGCGCGGCCUUCGCCGCCACCGGCGCCCUGUGCUUGUCGGCUGCAGCCAUGGCGCUCGCGCCGCUCCUGUGGAACCUGAGCUCAGUGGUGACCAAUCAGACCAUCCGGUUCCCCCCAGAGUUCAAAAUGCCCCCAGCUCCGGACUCUCAGCACGCGGGGAACGCCAUCUGGGUCGGGAUGGUGGCGGCGGUUCUCAUGGGGGUCUCUGGGGUCACCUUCUGCGCGUACAGGACCCCGGUGGACAGGCGGGGGGGCGGGGCCAGAGACAACCUGGCGUUGGAGUCCCACCAACACCUGUGAUGCUCAUGGAUCAGAGUAAAUAAAGGUUGUUUGUGAUCCAACGUGCUCUUUGAUUCUUCUCGGAGGAUCCACGUAGGACCAAAUACCACCUCUGCGUUUAGGAAUGAAAGGUCUGUAAAUGUAAAAAUAUCCUUAAACUACUGAGAACCUCUACAAGAGGUUUGGUUUAAUGAACUGAAACCGUUUCAAUAAAAACAAGAGGGGAGAAAGAAAAUAGCACCGGAAUUUUCU